GCUUCCGCCAACUUGUGUUCAAUGGCGUCGGUAUAAUCCGCACUUUUUCUUUCUAUCAAAAUGAGGGAAACAGAAGCGCCAGCAAGUAUGAAAUACGACAACACCAACAACAACACGUGCCCAUCAUAUUCAUUUCAUAAUAUCGUAUCGCAAUCUUUUACAUGUAAACGAUAGGUUGCUCAGCUUCUGCUGUAGCCUGUGCCCCCCCCCCCCCAAAACUGACACUUACUGCUAGGACGGCCUGUGCCCCCCCCACUCAAACUCACACUUACUGCUAGGACGUCCUGUGCCCCCCACUCAAACUCACACUUACUGCUAGGACGUCCUGUGCCCCCCACUCAAACUCACACUUACUGCUAGGACGUCCUGUGCCCCCCACUCAAACUCACACUUACUGCUAGGACGUCCUGUGCCCCCCACUCAAACUCACACUUACUGCUAGGACGUCCUGUGCCCCCCACUCAAACUCACACUUACUGCUAGGACGUCCUGUGCCCCCCACUCAAACUCACACUUACUGCUAGGACGUCCUGUGCCCCCCACUCAAACUCACACUUACUGCUAGGACGUCCUGUGCCCCCCACUCAAACUCACACUUACUGCUAGGACGUCCUGUGCCCCCCACUCAAACUCACACUUACUGCUAGGACGUCCUGUGCCCCCCACUCAAACUCACACUUACUGCUAGGACGUCCUGUGCCCCCCACUCAAACUCACACUUACUGCUAGGACGUCCUGUGCCCCCCACUCAAACUCACACUUACUGCUAGGACGUCCUGUGCCCCCCACUCAAACUCACACUUACUGCUAGGACGUCCUGUGCCCCCCACUCAAACUCACACUUACUGCUAGGACGUCCUGUGCCCCCCACUCAAACUCACACUUACUGCUAGGACGUCCUGUGCCCCCCACUCAAACUCACACUUACUGCUAGGACGUCCUGUGCCCCCCACUCAAACUCACACUUACUGCUAGGACGUCCUGUGCCCCCCACUCAAACUCACACUUACUGCUAGGACGUCCUGUGCCCCCCACUCAAACUCACACUUACUGCUAGGACGUCCUGUGCCCCCCACUCCAACUCACACUUCCUACUAGGACGCCCUGUGCCCCCCACUCAAACUCACACUUACUGCUAGGACGGCCUGUGCCCCCCACUCCAACUCACACUUCCUACUAUGGCGGUCUGUCCACCCCCUCCAACUGACACUUGGCAAGCGACUUGAUAAAGAAGCCUUUCCAAUUGAAAUUUUUUUGGGAGGGGGGGGGGGGAAAUAGCCCUAAGAACUAAAAGACAUAGAUUUAUAUUACCGAAACACAAAUUAUGUAGACAUUAUAUUUUAAAACCCGACAAUGGGAAACCCGUGUUUGUUAGUUCUAUCGUCAAUGUAUGUGUAUACGUCGUAACCCAUCGUAGUCAUGUGAAUUAAGGUCCAGGUAAUAGCUGGUGGUACUGUCCUACUGUAAAACCUUGAAUUACAUUUAAACAAACGGGGUUCCCUUCCCUUACAUCAAACACUAAACAGUGGCUCUCUUAUUCUCCAGGCUAUAAACAGCUUGUGGAGCGUUUCAAAAAUGAUGACAACCACCGCGCCAACUAGGACGGGAUACUAUUAAUAGCACCUGGGCUAUCACGUGAAAGUAAACCAGCAACGCCGCUUAAAAAUUUCAUCAGACUGGGCAGUGAAUAUAAGGAAUCUCCGAUGGCAGAAAAUUAAAUGCAGGCAAAGAACAAGAAAGUACAUGUUACAAAGAAGAAGCAGUCGCCACUGAUGUCCAGCGAUUUCAUACAACUGAAUAAAUAGCAUUUUACAGUUGUGAUAAAAGAACGACCUUUAACCCCGUUUUGUUUCGUUCAAUGAGCUGGCCGAGGUAAGUUAUUUUAUGUUCCGCUCGUUGUGAAUUUUCGCUAAAUAUCAACAACAAAAAUGUAAUGGCUUAUUUAGCAAUAACGUGGCAAAUGAUUUAGCGUUGAAGUUUGGUAACAGAAAUGCAAAUCAACAAGGAGACAUUCGCAUGUUUCAAAGCGGUAUUUUGAGGGGGUGCACAGCGGCAUCGUCAAAAUUGUGUUAUUGUGAGACACUGCAGGGCUUUUAACGUGAGAUCUGCUUCACUUAGAGUUGUUUUUUUAUUAUACUUUAUAACGAAUUCAAUUGUUCGUUAUUUCAUAUUACAUAAUAAUUUGGGUCAAAAGGAUGUGCUAUCUAUUUUCAUCGAUACAAUCAGAUGUUACCUAGGACUCUAGAUAAUACGUAAUCCUACUACUGUUAUUUUUACUUGAGUAUAGUAUAUAAACGUCAUUGACAGGUCCUGUUCACUCAUCGAAUAGGGUGGGAGAUUGAGGGGGGAGGGGGGCGGUGGGUUACUUUAUGUGGACAUUGAUUUUUAUUGUGUAACUAUUCUAAAUUGCUGUGCAAUCGUGUUCCCUAUGAAUUUCUCCUUAAGAAAAGGUAGACAUUUCUUAAAUUGUAUUAAUUUUUUUUUUAUUUGACUGUCCUGUGUUAAAUUUAAUCGGUGUCUCCAAACAGGUACCAUUAUCCUGACUGGAAGCCAUUUGCUGACUGGAGGCCCCCCUACCCGUAUUGGAACUCUUAUCGGCACUGGAUGAGCCAUCGUCACUACAGAGGCGGCAGCAUGUUCGGCAGAUUAUUUUUCUUCCUCGUCGGUGUCUACGCUGGUGUUGUGGCCAACCAACGGUACCGACUGCCCCCAGCGCCCACACCGUGCGGCGGACACCACCAUGAACACAGGUCUGACAGCAGGUCAAGGCUGGACGAGUAUCCGGAACUCAAAGAGGCGAUAGAGAAGCUGAAAGCGUUUGAAAAGCGCUACCGGAAGCACCCACCGAACGAGGAGCGGGCAGCCCCACCCACGACAUCGUCAGCACCGCCUUCAAACUGAGUCUGAUUGUUUACUCGAAUUCAACGUUCGCUGAGAACUAUUUCAAACUGGCUUAAAGUACAGAAACGAUUUAAACAACGAACACACGUUUUUGAAGGGCAUCAUUUCAUAGCUGCAGCAUUACAAAACUUCAUGGAGGCAUUCAUGUGAUAGUUCAUAUAUGAAAAUAGUUUGAUCAAGUAUUUACCAUGCUCAUCAAUUGUGCCUGAAUGAAUCAGUGUGAAUUUUGAAUGUAUGAAAGUUGAAAGUGUGUGUUAAAAAACCUGUCCUGCUCACAUAUAAUAAUCCGAAUUUGUGUCCAUUUUUAAUGCAACAUUAUAUGUUUAAAACUUUUUUAUUAAACAAAUACCGAAAACCUGACCAGAAGUGCAGGUUUUUUUUUU
Messenger RNA from Lymnaea stagnalis (great pond snail), 3284 nucleotides. NCBI's taxonomy places the organism in Eukaryota, Metazoa, Mollusca, Gastropoda, Lymnaeidae. The record is from the annotation of a GenBank genome assembly.